AUGGCGUCCCAUUCGGUGUUGUCCCUGGAGGAUGCUCCAGCGCCGGACCACGGCCGCAAUCCGGACGACGAAGAGAAGGUAAACGACAAGAAGGCUCUCCCUGAGGAUGUCUUUGGAGACGAGGAGAAUGCGGAGAUUAAGUACAAGGUACUGAGCUGGUGGCAAGCUGGAUUCCUGAUGGUUGCUGAAACCGUUUCAAUUGGGAUCCUCUCACUACCGUCAGUGGUAGCUGCCCUGGGCCUUGUUCCGGCUGUCAUCAUCCUCGCGGCAAUCGGAAUCAUGUCUACCUACACAGGCUAUGUGAUAGGACAGUUCCGCUGGGCAUACCCCCAUGUACAGAGCAUGGCCGACGCGGGAGAAGUGCUGGCUGGUAAAUUUGGCCGCGAGUUCCUCGGAAUGGGCCAGUUAAUUCUCAUCAUCUUUAUCAUGGGUAGCCAUCUGCUCACCUUCACCGUUGCAAUGAACACGCUCACCGACCAUGGGACGUGCUCGCUUGUUUUUGGGGUUGUUGGCCUGGUUAUCUCCUACGUGCUGUGCUUGCCGCGGUCGUCCGCCAACGUAUCUUACCUCUCUGUUAUCUCGUUCCUGAGCGUCUUCUCGUCUGUCUUGAUUGUCAUGAUUGCGGUUGGCGUGGAACGUCCAUUCGAUGGUACGCCGGAAGCUGUAGUAGAGACAAACCUUUACCACGCUUUCCUCGGCGUAUGCAACAUCGUCUUUUCUUUCUGUGGACACGUCGCUUUCUUCAGUUUCAUUUCCGAGCUGAAGGACCCAAGAGAGUACCCCAAAUCCCUCUUCCUCCUCCAGGGCACGGACACGAUUCUGUAUAUUGCCAGUGCCGUCGUCAUCUACUGCUACGCAGGGCCAGGAGUUACUUCGCCUGCGCUGGGCUCAGCAAGCCCUAUCAUUGGAAAGAUCGCCUACGGAAUUGCACUCCCAACGAUCAUCAUUGGCGGCGUCGUCAACGGCCACGUCGCUAGCAAGUAUAUCUACGUCCGCAUCUUCCGGAAAACAGACCGCAUGCAUAAGAAGGACUUUGUUGCCGUCGGCUCCUGGCUUCUGAUCACCUUCUGCACAUGGGUUCUAGCCUGGAUCAUCGCAUCUGCUAUUCCCGUGUUCAAUAACCUCCUGAGUUUGAUUGCUUCCAUAUUCGCUAGCUGGUUUACCUACGGAUUCACCGGCAUGUUCUGGCUCUACCUCAACAAAGGCCGCUUCUUCUCCACGCCGAUGAAGACCUUCUUGACGGUGGUCAAUGUCUUUAUGAUCGUUGUUGCUGCUGUCAUUUGCGGCUUAGGUCUAUAUGUGUCCGGAAAGGCACUGCACGAGGACUCGAGUACUGCUAGUUUCUCCUGUGCGAAUAAUGCCUCAUAG
Molecule: messenger RNA, 1368 nt
Organism: Aspergillus puulaauensis
Lineage: Eukaryota; Fungi; Ascomycota; Eurotiomycetes; Eurotiales; Aspergillaceae
Exons: 10
Coding region: 1-1368 (455 amino acids)
Biological process (GO): amino acid transmembrane transport
Cellular component (GO): vacuolar membrane
Molecular function (GO): amino acid transmembrane transporter activity
Source: RefSeq, a predicted model, not a curated record